Messenger RNA from Trichoplusia ni (cabbage looper), 2346 nucleotides. Its product is annotated as monocarboxylate transporter 12-B. Gene Ontology annotation, biological process: monocarboxylic acid transport; transmembrane transport. Gene Ontology annotation, molecular function: monocarboxylic acid transmembrane transporter activity. NCBI's taxonomy places the organism in Eukaryota, Metazoa, Arthropoda, Insecta, Lepidoptera, Noctuidae. The transcript is spliced from 8 exons. Bases 199 to 1725 code for a protein of 508 amino acids. The record is from RefSeq and is a predicted model, not a curated record.
UCAAUGCUCAUUGAUGUUUGUGAAGUCGCCGUGGACGCACGGCCGCAUGAAAAAAAAAACACAUCAGAUGAGUCAGUGACACUUGAACGAGCGAGUGACUUGAACGGAGCAUCAGUGACAUUUAAACAUAAAAGCUGAGAGUCAAGACCAAUCCGUGAAUUAAAUUAUGUUAACUAAUUUAUAAGAAAAAUAACAAAGAUGCUGUCUAAAAAGAACUCAUUGGUAUCGCCGCGGACACAGAAAGUAAUUAAAUUAAUACCGCCUGAUGGAGGAUGGGGAUGGAUGGUUUUAUUCGGGACGGCGCUAUCCAACAUUUUCAAUCAAUCCAUGCUGUCACUAUUCAGUUUAUUAUAUGGAGAUGCAUUAGAAGCGAUGGGACAUAGAACUCAGGGAGCCGCUGUAGUAAUGAGUACGAUGCUGUUCGUCACCAAUUUUGGUGGACCCAUAGCCGGAGCUGUUGUUAAGUUGACAUCAGCUCGAUUUGUGGCGGUCACCGGAGCAUGUUUCUGUACUAUGGGCAUUUUCUUCAGCGGAUUUUCGACGAAUAUCAUCCAUUUGGUGAUAACGUAUGGAGUUUUAUUAGGUUUGGGUUUGGGUUUCAUCCAAAACUCGUCAUUUGUGGCUAUAAAUAGCUACUUCAAGCUAAAGAAAAGCCGCGCAGUGGGUCUCGCCAAUGUGGGCACAGGUGUAGGACAGACCUUAAUGCCGCACUUAGUGCGAUAUCUUCUGGAAAAUUACGGGUUCCGUGGCGCGUGCUUGCUCCUGUCGUCUCUCAGUUUACACGGGAUUGCCGGGACUAUGUUGAUCCAGCCAGUCGAAUGGCACCUAAAGAAAGUUGAAGAAGAGGUAGUCGUUGACGAAACGUUACAUUUACUACAAGACAGAGGUUCAAGAAAAACCUCACAAUCGAACGGCGAGCCGCAGAAGAUUGAACUAACAAAUGAAAACGAAAAAGCCAACUGGGGCAGCAAAAAAACACUGAGCAAUAAAGAACUAAACGGUGGCAAAAUAAAUAAAUCAGACGCAAAUGGUCUAAAUGGAUCUAAUGGCAAUGGCACGCCUAAAAAGCAAAAUAUGUUGACCAAACUAUACGAUCUGUUUGGCAUCUCACUGCUUUCGAACAUGCGGUUUCUUAACAUCGUGAUUGGAACUGCCUUGGCUGUCACGUCAAUUCAAAACUUCAGCAUGCUGUACCCAUUCUUCUUACAGCAUGUGGCAUCGAUGGAUAAGCAGCAGACAGCCAACUGCAUGUCAGCGGUAGCCGCCGCGGACAUCUGCGGGAGGCUUAUACUGCCGAUAUUCCAAGACAAAUACAAAAUUAAGGCAAGAUGGAUGUUGAUUGGAACAUGCGUGUGGCUCAUCGUUAUCCGGCAAAUUUUAGCGUAUCAGACGAAUAUCGAAGUGCUGAUCGUCAUGUCCUGCCUCUAUGGCUUCGGAAGGAGUAUGAUCAUCGUCGCGAGGAAUAUUGCCAUAUCGGAGAAUUGCAGGAUGGACCAAGUCCCGGCUGCCGUUGGUCUGGGUAUGCUGACAAUGGGUAUUAUCGUCCCACCGGCAGGCUACUUCCUAGGCUGGAUAAGAGACUACACGGGCAGCUAUAUAACUUGCAUAACAGCUCAAAACAUCCUUCUAGUCAUACUAUUAGUCACGUGGGUACCGGACAUGUUAUACUUAUUGAUGAAAGAAAGAAGGAACAACAAGACGAAUACUGAACAAGCCCAGACAUAGAGACUGAUUAAUGAGUAAAUGGAAUAAACUUAUUAAGUAUUUGGAAAUACUCCAGUGCCUUGCACUUUUCUGUCAGGAAAGACAGAUAUUUAGUUAUUAAAUGUGCAGAUGCGACAUCCGUAAGUUUUAACUAGGGGCAGCUUGAUGGUGCCAUCAUAAUAAUCAAAGAUAGACCAGAUUGAGAGAGCUUUCAUAACACAUACAUGAGGAUUUGGAUAAAAAAUAUGUUUGAUUAAUAUUUCAAAUCCUUUUACUUUUUAUUAAUACUAUAUUUAGUACAUCCCAGUGGUCAUUUUUGGAGUUAUAUGUUGGUGAUAAGAUGACCAGCGUACCUGUAUAUAUGUAUAUUGUGUCGUGGCUGUGAAAUACAUUUCAUAUUUAUUGGUAUCGUUGACCAGUUAGUUUUUAAGCCAAAGUGAAAUUUGAGUGAGUUAAGAGAUUCUAGUAAUAAAUCCUGUGAGUGUAUUUCGAUUUAGUACGUAUAUUAUUAUGUUCAACAUUGUAACGUGAUCUAAAUGCAAUAAUAGAUAAAUAAUUUAUGUAAGACUUUGUUUUAUCGUUACUAUUAAGUUGUAAAGUAAUUCAAAUAAUUUUCUAGUCUAAUAAAUGAACAACGUUAAG